UGGGGCCGGCCGCGCUUGAUAGCGCCAGUCACGGCCAGUCGCCGAUGGCCGCCGAUGCCCGCCGCACCUGACAUGCAGGAGGAGGAGGAGGGGGGCCGGUGCAGGUGGUGCACCGGCUGCAGCAGCCGCCUGCGCUGCUCUUGCGGGGGGUGCCCCGGCCUGGACGCGGCGCGCGCCUUCAUGCUGGUGCUGGCGCUGUUCUCGUGCGCGAUGGCCGCUGCAGGGCUGGCGUCGCAGUUGGCACCCCUGCCGGACUUCCCCGGCGAGGCGCUGCUGAGCGUGGCCGUGGCCAAGGCGGCGCUCUACACGGCGCUCAACCUGCUGCGCCUGCUCAUGCGCCGCAUGCACUACGAGGAGCGCACCGUCGAGGACAUGCGCUUCGACUUCGCCACCGGCGAAGAUCAGCCGUACCAGCACUCCGUCGUCGCGCGGAAGUCGCUGCGGCUGGACAGCGUGAAGACGCGAGAGCUGUGGGCGCAGAUCGCUGACGACGUGCUGGGGGGCGUGCCCGCGGCUCUCGCCUUCGUCGCCUUCAACAGCCGCCUGCUCGCCGGUCAGACGCUCUUGGCAGAUUUCAACGACGCAACCAUCAUAGCGCUCGCCUCCAUCGGCAUUCUGUUCAAGGCGGUGAGACUGGUGAACGAGGCGGUGGGCGUGGUGCUGCGGAAGCGCGCCGGGGAGAUCUCGGUCGCCGGCAUCUGCGUGAACGCGGCGUGCUGCGUGGCGGACACGUGCGCGCUCGCCAACUUCGCCAUCUUCGUGCUGCGCGUGGCCGGCGUCUUCUCCAUCGACGCCGGCACGACCGCGUGGCUGCUACCGGUUGUGCACGUGCCCGUGAUCGGCAAGCAGGCGGAGUACGUGAAGCCGCCGACCAAGAGCCGCGUCGGUGGACCCGCCUGGGCCGACCCCAACAGGAAGCCCACCGUGCUCGGCCCUCCCUAGUGAUGUGGACCGUCUGUUGAUACUGCAGCGCAGCGUAGCGGCAACGUGCUGAAGCACUGUGAUGCGCCAGCGCUCCUGGUGUCAAGUUUUCGUACUAUGAGGAUUGGAGUAAAUAGACUUGUUUUACAAAGCGCUCCAUCGAAGUUAUCUAAGUGCUCAGACUUAAUUCCGUAACUGUUCUACUGUUGUUACAACUACCACGUCAAUAGAGAUCAAAUACUGCUGUAAAACAGCUGCAGUGCACCCGUUGAAAAUUAUAGGAAUGCAUUAUGAACUUAACAUCUCCUUUUUUGGCGAACUGGUCGCCUAGGACCACGCGAAAUCAGUGCUUGUCGCCCUUCCUUUCAGUUCAUUGUUCCUUUUUGCAAAACGAAUAAGUUUUUCCGUCUCUCCGUUCAUAUUUGUUGUUUGAUCCUUCUCUCUUUUCCCUCAAUACCCCAUGUUGUGGCACUUUCUUGAUUGUAACUCACACACGUAAAUUUUGCGAUCCUCGAGGUCUUUUUCUGCUUGUACCAGUCGCAUCUAGCAACAUUAUUUUUCAGAGAGUGUGGAGGUAAUGGGAUAGUCUGUUUUGCUCUAUUCUUCCUGUGUGUCACAUGAGUUGCAUUCUUCCCAUGUGCAUUGUAACCGUUAUUUAAAGAGUUCCAAGAAGAUAAUCUAUUUUAUUUAUAAUCAAAUUUUUACGCAUUUCCUACUGUGUUAUAACAUGCGAUUAUGACUGAGUCUUCCAGAUACUUUAAAUAUAAAUGUUUACGGUAUAUACAAAUGGUAAUCGCUUUCGGACUAAUUUGCUCUCAUAUCCUCGACGUCGUUUUCGUUUAUUUUUAUUUUAUAGUUUUAUUUUUUUGUUGGUUGCUGCUUCUUCUGUUCCAAGGUCUUGGAAUGCCCUACAUUACGUUGAUAAUAAGCUUUCUGUAUAUCUUGCAUCUGUAAUUUAUAUUUAUACGACGACUACAAAAAAUCUCUUCAAUUUAAAAAAAGUAAAACAAAAAGACAAAGUAAGUUCUCCGGAACAUUUAAAUAAAUUUUAUUCAGAUUUUGCGUUUCUCUCAAUUUUCUGUAAUGACUAAGCUGAAAAUGCAAGCAUUACUUUAAAUAAAUUGUCGAAGUAUGUAUUGGCGCGCAAACGUGCACACACACACAAUUAUCUCACAAAUUUGGCUCCACUGACUGCAGUCUUUGAUGAGACAAAGACAUGUAGUUAUGGCAGCACAAGAACGGAACAGUACGGAGACCACAAGAAUCAUUAGUGUCAUAGGUAAUAAAAGCUGAGACUGUUGCUGUAGCAGUGAUUUGCUCAACAAACCAUAUUUUUCUGGCGAAUUUGUGGUUUUAGGUUUCCCUACCGAACAUGUGAGUAGAUGCCAUUAAUCGCAGAUCUCUUCAUGGCCAUGUAUUUUUCAAAGUAUGAUUCACUACAGUUCAACAAUAGUAUCAUAACGAGUCUAGUUCUGAAUAUAAGUACAUGCGUAACUUCUUUGAGGAUAUCUUUCUCAUCAAAACAUCAAGAGAUUUUUUUGUCUCUCUUUCACUUUACCACCCUGUAGAGGAAAGUCCCAAGAGAUGUUUCAGUGGGGACUCAAAGGAUAUCAGCAAUGCCUCUCCGACAACAUUGGAAUGGAUAGACUCUCUUGACCCCAAACUGUUAUGUCAACUGAGACCAGAGCUACUGCAUAUUCCUUUUAUACUUCAUUGUGCACAUAAUGCUGUCAAUUGAAUGGUGUAUAUAUAUCCAUACGAUAAAUAAUAAUAAACCGUACCCACAAUGUUGUCUUUUCGUAGUCCUAUACAAAACGAAUCUAACUACUGCUGAGGUCCCCAUUCCCCUUAAGAUUUACGUAUGGCCCUUACAACUACCUUCACAACGAAUUUUGGUCUGGGUAUCAAAGUAUUUUGCACCACUCUGCUGAUCUGUCUCGUUAAAAAAUUUGAAUUAUUAUAUCAAAUUGUUUCCCACGUUCCUCUGCUCAAACCAUAUAUUAUAACGGCAGUUACAAGAUCACUCACUAUCUUUCACAGCCCACACAUCGGUCAUUCAUGUAAUUUUUAUUGCAACUUAAUUUGUUUCCCACUCCACCUCCGAGAAUACUACAUUAUCAAUGGUGAGGUUCAUGGAUUUGGCAGUGGUACAAUGAUGCUUCUCAAAAUAUGAACCAGAAAUUAAACUUGAACGAAGAAUUAGAAGGCUAUAAUAAAUGAUUCCGAAUCAGUUUCAUUGGCCCAUAUCCUACACUUUUUUCAGCUCAUCGUUAAUCAGUUACGUGAUUUCUAUUUGCAGUGCUAUACUCAUAGAACUACUUGGAGUGAAUUUCCGUCUUUUCAUGAUCUGACAGGUUACAGAAAGACAGUGAUUAAAUCCUUUACAAAUUAUAAAUUCUACGGAAAGAGAAGGUAAUAAAUCAAGAAGUAAGUAGCAGAAAAGAGGCGGAGAAAGGAAGGGGCCGUCAAGCGCAUGAAGAGUAUUUGAGUGGCAAGUGGCUGCGUUGCCCCUUCGGGCACGACAACCGUGAUAUCUCUGGUAAGUAAGGAAAACUCUGGUCUAUCCGUCACACUGCCAACGCAGCCAUGUGACGCUUGUGACUAAGGAAAUUUUCUGUGGACGCUGUCGCGAAAUCGACACCUCCAACAAGAAAUAGUCACAGCACAAAUUUCCAGUUCUGUCUUCUUUUAUCCCAAGUCGAAGACUUUUUUAAGUUGUGGUUAAAUGAAUAAAAUCUUUGUAAAGAAAGAAUAAUUAAAAUUUGCUGUUUAAUUUAUUAACUGAUCGUAGCCUAUUGUAUUAUGUUCCAUUAUGAAUAAAAAUCAGAGUUAAUCUUU
Messenger RNA from Schistocerca gregaria, 3759 nucleotides. RefSeq lists its product as uncharacterized. The record is from RefSeq and is a predicted model, not a curated record. The coding region runs from base 55 to 942 and encodes 295 amino acids. Lineage: Eukaryota; Metazoa; Arthropoda; Insecta; Orthoptera; Acrididae. The transcript has 4 exons.